Molecule: messenger RNA, 791 nt
Organism: Nerophis ophidion (straightnose pipefish)
Lineage: Eukaryota; Metazoa; Chordata; Actinopteri; Syngnathiformes; Syngnathidae
Product: peptidyl-prolyl cis-trans isomerase-like
Exons: 5
Coding region: 88-585 (165 amino acids)
Biological process (GO): protein folding; protein peptidyl-prolyl isomerization
Cellular component (GO): intracellular membrane-bounded organelle
Molecular function (GO): peptidyl-prolyl cis-trans isomerase activity
Source: RefSeq, a predicted model, not a curated record
GUUGCUAUAAAUAGCCCCAAACAUACGACGACGCCACAAAUUCAUCCGCUUCCUAAUUUAAUGACGAUAGCUGCUUUUUUGUAAACAAUGGCAAACCCCAAAGUUUUCUUUGACAUCACCAUCGAUGGCGCUAACGCAGGCAGGAUCACGAUGGAGCUUCGAGCAGAUGUGGUGCCAAAGACUGCUGAGAACUUCCGGGCUCUUUGUACAGGAGAAAAAGGUUUUGGCUACAAGAACUCCACAUUUCAUCGCAUCAUUCCCAAGUUCAUGUGUCAGGGCGGAGACUUCACCAACCACAACGGCACAGGAGGAAAGUCCAUCUACGGAGAGAAGUUCGCCGACGAGAACUUCCAGCUGAAGCACGGCGGCAUGGGGACGCUGUCCAUGGCCAACGCCGGGCCCGACACCAACGGCUCGCAGUUCUUCAUGUGCACGGCGUCCACUGACUGGCUCAACGGGAAGCACGUGGUGUUCGGGAGCGUGGUGGACGGCGUCGACGUUCUGAAGAACAUCGAGAAGCAAGGAACCAAGAGUGGAACCCCGAAGGUCAAAGUGGUCAUCGCCGACUGCGGGGAGAUCAAAUAGAACCUUCCCGCCACUAAGCUAGCCCCGCCCCCUCCCCUCUGGUACAGUCAGAGGCACUUCUUCACCUCACCGCUAGAGGCCGCUGUUACGCACCCUUCUUCCUCCACCCCCCAGAGAUUGUGUUCCAACUGUAUUUGUGAUUAACAUUUAUUAAAAUCAGGCAGUUAUACAAAUUAUUCACAAUAAAAACACAAGGCUUCAAUGUC